Molecule: messenger RNA, 2563 nt
Organism: Helicoverpa zea (corn earworm)
Lineage: Eukaryota; Metazoa; Arthropoda; Insecta; Lepidoptera; Noctuidae
Gene: Galphao
Product: guanine nucleotide-binding protein G(o) subunit alpha
Exons: 8
Coding region: 395-1459 (354 amino acids)
Biological process (GO): adenylate cyclase-modulating G protein-coupled receptor signaling pathway
Cellular component (GO): heterotrimeric G-protein complex
Molecular function (GO): GTP binding; G-protein beta/gamma-subunit complex binding; GTPase activity
Source: RefSeq, a predicted model, not a curated record
ACCCGAACGUCAGUCGAGCGGGGCGCGGUCGCUGUCACGGAGCGGAGUUGGUGCUUGUCAUCCGGCCGCCAUUAUCUCGUAUUUAAACGGAUUUGUAAAAUCAAUUAAAGUUUGCAUUGUCGUUGCGUGUUUUCAGUGUUCAGUGGAGUAAAAAACCCUGGAAAUUAGCGAGACGUGGUCGUUUGUUCAAAGAUUGUGUUUUUCGGAUUUGUACGAACAGUGAAAAGUGGUACUGUUAGGUUACUGUGUGUUGGGUGCUAACAUUGUGUAGGGUGGCUCCGGUCUCGCCGGAGCGGCAGGACGCGUGUGGAGCGCAUGCAGAGGGAGCGGUGAGAGCGCGCCCGGCUCAGGGGUCGGGGCGGCCGGCGGCCAAGGAACAGGGACAGCUGCCGACAUGGGGUGCGCCCAGUCGGCCGAAGAGCGAGCAGCGGCAGCUCGUAGCCGACAGAUCGAGAGGAACUUGAAAGAGGAUGGAAUCCAAGCCUCCAAAGAUAUCAAGCUGCUCUUAUUAGGUGCUGGUGAAUCAGGCAAAAGUACUAUAGUCAAACAAAUGAAAAUUAUCCACGAAAGUGGCUUCACAAAUGAAGACUUCAAACAGUACCGGCCGGUGGUGUACAGCAACACGAUUCAGUCGCUCGUCGCCAUCUUGCGCGCCAUGCCCAACCUAGGCAUCACCUACGGCAAUAAGGAUCGAGAGAGCGAUGGCAAGAUGGUGUUUGACGUGAUCCAACGGAUGGAGGACACGGAGCCGUUCAGCGAGGAGUUGCUGGCGGCGAUGAAGAGGCUCUGGGCGGACGCCGGCGUGCAAGAAUGCUUCGGUCGCUCCAACGAAUACCAGCUCAACGACUCCGCCAAAUAUUUCCUGGACGACUUGGACCGGUUAGGUGCGAGAGAUUACCAGCCCACCGAACAAGAUAUUUUAAGGACUAGAGUCAAAACCACUGGCAUCGUCGAAGUGCACUUCUCCUUCAAAAACCUUAAUUUCAAAUUGUUCGAUGUGGGCGGCCAGCGAUCCGAGAGAAAGAAAUGGAUCCAUUGCUUCGAAGAUGUCACCGCGAUCAUAUUCUGCGUCGCCAUGUCGGAGUACGAUCAGGUCCUGCACGAGGAUGAGACAACGAACCGUAUGCAGGAGAGUCUAAAGCUGUUCGACUCGAUCUGCAACAAUAAGUGGUUCACCGACACCAGCAUCAUCCUGUUCCUCAACAAGAAGGAUCUGUUCGAGGAGAAGAUACGCAAGUCGCCGCUCACCAUAUGCUUUCCCGAGUACACGGGCGCACAAGAAUACGGCGAGGCAGCUGCGUACAUCCAAGCCCAGUUCGAGGCGAAGAACAAGUCUACCACCAAGGAGAUCUACUGCCACAUGACCUGCGCCACCGAUACUAACAACAUUCAGUUCGUGUUCGAUGCCGUCACCGACGUCAUCAUAGCCAACAACCUUCGCGGCUGCGGCCUCUACUAGAGGCGAGGAACGAGCCAGCCACCGGGUGCGAAUGCGAUCACAAGACAGCUCCAGCGGUCGCCGACGCCGAGCGGCGCCCGCACAGUCUUGUGCUCGUAUUCGAGAGUUCCUCGCGCCGCGACGCCCGGCCCGGCGCCGCAGGCUGCUGAUGUCCGCACUGCAAGCAUAUCACGACGUCGGCGCGGGCGAGCGUCGCGGCCGCUCACGCCGCAGCUACGCGUAUUAUAAUUACCUAUAUAUUUUUAUGGAAAGUAAGCUUACUGGAUAUACCGCCGAUGUGCAGAUAUCAUGUGUCACAUGGCUUGGGGCAUUGUGUAUGAUUUUCAAAAGCUCCCAUCGACAGUGUGCGACUAGAUCCGACCUACCGGUAGUGUUUCAUUUCCCCCUGUAAUAUAAACACCGUAGUUUGGUUAUUGUUUCGGCGACGCGAUCGGGCGGGCUCGUGUCCGCUGCGAUCGUUUUCGAUUAUUGUGAAUUAGUGAUCUAGUGUUCAAUUCUAAAUUUUGGUGCUAGGCAUUUGGUAUAGUGUUACGUUGCACACGACGUGUCGGACUAGUGGCCCGCUGGCGCAGGAGCUCCGGUAUCUAUAUGUGCUUAUAUACUCACUCUCUUACGGACCAAACACAGAAAGGAACCAAUAUUUAGUAUUGAAUUAAAACACGGUAGUGAGAUGCAUGAAUACGUUCACAGGCCUACUUAAACUGAUUACAAAACAUCAUUCCAUUAUUAAGUAUUAUAUCACUUAUAAUGAGAAAUUAUUUUUUAUAAACUUUUGAAUGCACAACUGUAACCGCUCUAUGGAAUAAGACGACGUCUUUUAUGUUACGUACCUACGAUCAUACUUUAAGCUAAGUCCUAUCAUCCAAUGUUAUUAUUUAAGUUAAGCAUCGUAUUACGCACAAAUUAUUUAUUCCAGUAAGAGCAUUAAUUUGUUACGCCAUAUACAAUUCUGAAUAUUUUUUUUUGAGUUCAUAUUUUUCUAUAUCAUUUUACAGUUAUCCUUAAGGUGUAGCCAUUUAAGAUCUAUUCUUGUAUUCAAUUAUUGAAAUCAUGUUAGGUAUUUAUUUUAUCUAGAGUACUUGUAUUAAACGUGGUAUAUGUAAA